Molecule: messenger RNA, 1507 nt
Organism: Hypoxylon trugodes
Lineage: Eukaryota; Fungi; Ascomycota; Sordariomycetes; Xylariales; Hypoxylaceae
Product: putative alpha/beta hydrolase
Exons: 4
Coding region: 304-1191 (295 amino acids)
Molecular function (GO): catalytic activity
Source: RefSeq, a predicted model, not a curated record
UUCAACUCCGUGCAGUAAUCCCGACAUACAGUUAUUGCUUUUUGUUGUGCCACUAGUUGGUAUGUACGAUCAAAGGAAAGAUCAGAAGUCACGAGAUACAGCCAAAGACCUUUGACCCUAUUCGGUAUUUAAGAUCAAAGGGAACCUUCGGGCUACCCAUCUGCCGGUACUACCACCCGGAUAGUUCUCUGAGCUGUCCUGUACAACCCACACAGCUUCGGAAUACAAAAUCUAGCUAGCUAGUUGCCCUGCCCAUCCUAAAUUGCCUCUAUUCCACAGACACCCAACAUAAUCAUUUCCAUCAUGGCUCCCACACAAACGGUUCGAGUCCCGCACCUUGACGCGCAAGUCGGCUACAAGAUCUCGAACGGCAAGAUCGAUCCUUCGAAGCCGACAUUCAUCUUGAUUAACUCGCUGACUACUACCGUCGACCUCUAUAAUGCGGAGCUUACCAACCCAAAGUUGACUGCCGCGGCGAACUUGGUAGCUAUCGAACCCCUCGGUCAUGGCGCUACGUCUACAUCCGUCGAACACUUCACCUACUGGGACUCGGCGCUCGUUACACUGCAGGCUGCGCAGGCGUUAGGUGUAUCGAAAGCGUUCUCACUGGGGACUAGCCAGGGCGGAUGGAUUGCAGUUAGAACCGCGCUGUUGGCACCAGAAAGAAUUCAAGGUGUUAUUAUCCUCGGCUCGUCUAUGGACAGCGAGUCUGCUGACUCGCGCUCGAAAGGGUGCUGGGAUCCUUUCCCCAUCGUCGGACCGUUUCUUCAGAAGUGGAGCAGCUCUACGCCAACCCCGGAUUUCGUCGUCGGUGACGAUUGGAUCCAGCCCGUGAUGGGGCUGGGCUUCGGGGCUGCGGCUACUGAUGUGACUGUUGGUACUUGGACUCAGAUACUCAAGAGUGUUUACGCUGGCGAUGAGGGACGCAAGAAGCUUAGGAUGUCUGUCAUUAACUUGGCGGAGAGAGAUGGGUUGCUCCUUAGGUUGGGAGAUAUCAAGUGCCCUGUUCACUGGUUACAGGGAGUCAAUGAGCCGGUGUACGGCUCGGUUGUCCAGAAGGAACAGAUCAAACUAUUCACGGCCUCCAAGGAAGCUAAGCUUGACUUGAUUGACGGCGGUGCCCAUUUCUUAAACGCUACCAACCCUAAGGAGGUCGAAGAGGCAAUCCUUGGGAUGGUCGCAAAGGCUUAAAUUCAAUUUCUUGUAAUCGAAAUCGCGGCAUGCGAAGCUAGAGAAGUAAUUUGUUUCUCUUAUGAUUGGAAGUGAUAUUCUAAGGGAUUACAAGGUUACGAUUUAAAUACAUUCGCUUGGCUUAUAUCUCAACCUCACUUGCGUCCUAUGUCCAAGCUCUAUCUAACAUGCUGACCUCUGUUUACUCUGACUUUUGCCUACCCCAAAAACCCUUGACGAAAUCUGCGCACCUCUCGGCAACCAUUAUGGUCGGCGCCAUAGUAUGGCCACUAGUGAUUCUAGGGAAUACACUGGCGUCUGCGAUCCUCAAAUUCUU